Messenger RNA from Aspergillus japonicus CBS 114.51, 1380 nucleotides. Its product is annotated as zinc-binding alcohol dehydrogenase family protein. The transcript has a single exon. The coding region runs from base 118 to 1191 and encodes 357 amino acids. The record is from RefSeq and is a predicted model, not a curated record. Lineage: Eukaryota; Fungi; Ascomycota; Eurotiomycetes; Eurotiales; Aspergillaceae. Gene Ontology annotation, molecular function: oxidoreductase activity, acting on NAD(P)H.
GUCUAAUAUUUGACUGCACUUACCCCUGUCAUCCUAUCAUCCUGUCAGCACUUUAAUCCUUCUCGUCUCCAAUCAUUCAACUAUUCCAAUACACCUACCCACACACACAAAUAAAAAAUGAGCCUCCCAACCACCUACAAAGCGGCCGUGGUCCCCGCCCCGCACGCCCAGCACACCAUCGAGGACCGCUCCCUGCCAGCCCUCGAGGCCAACCAGGUGGCCAUCAAGAUCACCGCCACGGCCGUGAACCCAGUGGACUGGAAGAUCCGGGACUACAACGUGUUUCUGAAGUCGUACCCGGCGGUGCUGGGCUCCGACGCCGCGGGCGAGAUCGUGGCGGUGGGCAGCAACGUCUCGAGCCACACCGUCGGCGACCGCGUCUUUUUCCAGGGCAUCAUCGGCAACUACCCGGCCUCGACCUUCCAGCAGUACUGCGUGAUGCCCGCCGAGCUGGUCUCCCACACGCCCCGCAACAUCUCCGACGACCAGGCCGCGGGCAUCAGUCUGGCGUCGCUGGCCGUCGUCACGGGCUUCUACGACAAGACGGGCCACGCGAUCGGCCCCGCGCCCUGGGCCGAGGGCGGCGCCGAGGCCGGCAAGGGCAAGGCGAUCGCCAUCCUGGGCGGCUCCUCCAGCGUCGGCCAGUAUGCGAUCCAGUUCGCGCGGCUGUCCGGCUUCGAGCGCAUCAUCACCAACGCCGGCGCGGCGCAUCAGGAGUUCUUGAAGGGGCUGGGCGCGCAUGUCGUGCUCGACCGGCAGAGCGCGACCGCCCAGGACUUUGUGGCCGCGGCGGGUGAGGGCGUCAAGCUGAGCUAUGUGUAUGAUGCCAUCUCCAUCAAGGAGACGCAGAAGCUGGGUGUCGAGAUCGCCCAGGCCACCCAGGGCGCGGCGCAGGCCGUCGUGACCGUGCAGUUGGUUGACCAGGAGGCGGCCGCGCUGGGUGAGUCCAAGGAGCCCAAGGUGGCGGUCAAGCAGAUUCUCGGGCUGGGUAGCUCCCCCGCCCUGCGGCAUGUGAGUGAGCCCAUGGUCAAGGCUCUCGGUGGUGAGGACGGAUGGAUUGCCAAGGGGCUGUUUGUGCCAAAUCGCGUGCGUCUGAUCCCCGGUGGCAUUGGCGCGGUUGAGGAGGCGUUGAAGACGAACAAGGAGGGUGUGUCGGGUGAGAAGGUCGUUUUCCGUCCCAAUGAUGCUUAGAUGGGUGUCGUUGUUGUUUAAGCAAGAUGUAUGAUCGCUAUAAAUGUAUAAUAAUAGAUCCCUUCCGAACAUGAUCACAUAAGCUUCGAGAGGCAACGUUUCGGGCACAAUAUCGCAGCCGAAGGGGUGCGCAGCCCAAGGCGACUCGUCCAUUGCAGCAAUCCAGCAAGAAAGGUUUCAAGCUCAUCG